AAUGGAUGUAGCCAAGUAGUCGUUUACCAUGUUCUAAAAUUGAAAAAUGUAACUUUAUGUUCCAACUAUUACGGCUUUUAUCACACAAUGACAGACUACGAAGAAGAACAAGCAAAUGAAAUAGAAGCCUUAGAGUGUAUUUAUGCUGGUGAACUAACUAUCAUAUCAGAUGAUCCACAUUGCUUCACACUUCACAUAUCCUCAGUUGAUGAAGAGGACUCAGCAUCAUGCACUGCCAAAUUCACAUAUACACCCACCUACCCAGAGGAAGCUCCUUUGAUGGAAGUGUCAGAUUAUGAAAACCUUGAAGAUGAUCAGAUUGAUUCACUCCUUGACUUAAUGAAAGAACAGGCAGCAGAAAAUCUAGGGAUGGUCAUGGUGUUCACGAUUGUGUCUGCUGUACAAGAAAAAAUACAUGACUUGGUAGAAGAGACAAAAUCAAAAAAGUUUGAUGAAAAACUAGCUGCUAUACGAAAGCAGGAAGAGGAAGAAAAGAAAAAGUUUGAAGGUACACGAGUGACAGUUGAGACGUUUAUGGCUUGGAAACAGAAAUUUGAUGCUGAAAUGGCAGAAAUCAAGAAACAGCAGGGAAAGAAAGAAAAGAAAGUGAAAGGCUUUACAGGUUAUGAAUUGUUUAUGACGGACCACUCACUUGAUGACUCAGACAUGAAAUUCUUUGAAGAAGAAGAAGAAGAAGCUGUUAAAGUGGAUGAAUCUUUAUUUGAUAAUAUGGAUGACCUUGACCUAGAUGCUGAAUUGGAUGACCUUGACACCUGACCCAGGUCAAAUGACUUUCUAAAUGCCUGUGCUAAUGUGUUUUAAACUGCACUAAGAAACUGUAUCUUAGUUAUUGCAAUAAUACCCUCCUUUAUAAAAUAUAUAAACUGCUUAAAUGCAAAGAA
This is a messenger RNA of Owenia fusiformis, 902 nucleotides long. NCBI's taxonomy places the organism in Eukaryota, Metazoa, Annelida, Polychaeta, Sabellida, Oweniidae. The record is from the annotation of a GenBank genome assembly.